This is a messenger RNA of Triticum urartu, 826 nucleotides long. RefSeq lists its product as uncharacterized. Gene Ontology annotation, cellular component: nucleus. Gene Ontology annotation, molecular function: DNA-binding transcription factor activity; transcription cis-regulatory region binding. Lineage: Eukaryota; Viridiplantae; Streptophyta; Magnoliopsida; Poales; Poaceae. The record is from RefSeq and is a predicted model, not a curated record. Gene Ontology annotation, biological process: regulation of DNA-templated transcription.
CUCUCCUACUUGUCCACCUUCCUUUUUGCUCCGGUCAACCCUGCGUCGGGGCUGAUCUCCGCCAGCCAUGUCGCUUGACGACGUGUCCAGAAAGUCGCCCGUGCUGCCGCCGCCCCUGCCGCCAAUGGACUCGUGGGCUUGGGGAGGGCGUCGCUCCAGGCGCCGUCGCAGCAGCGUCAGAUCUGUGGACGGCGCCGAGUCCGAGGAGGAGUACCUAGCACUCUCUCUCCUCAUGUUGGCGCGCAGCGAGGUCGAGGACGACAGCGUCGGAGGCGUCAAGGGCGUGGGAACGACGCCAACCAAGGCGCAGGGGUACGAGUGCUCCGUGUGCGGCAAGAUCUAUGCGUCCUACCAAGCACUGGGCGGCCACAAAAAGAGCCACAGGAAGCGGCCCAUGGCGCCAACAGCAUCGGUGGGCGGCGACGAGGUGUCCGGCGGCGCCCCCGUGGAGGCCAAGGUGCACCAGUGCACACUCUGCCACCGCACGUUCCUGUCGGGACCGGCGCUGGGCGGGCACAAGCGCCUGCACUACGAGGGUGGCACCGUGGCUGACGGGAUCGGCAAGGACAAGGAGGCUGCCAAGGCGAAGGCGGCAUCGCUGCUGAGGGACUUCGACCAGAACCUGUCGGCGUCGGUGGUGGCCGGGUACGAGGACGAGAGCCCGCCCCGGGAUGCGAAGAGGGUGAGGUUGAUGCUACUAGCAGUUUGAUCACUGAUCAGUGGCGGCCGAGGUGGCGGUGCAAGAUUUAGGUUUUUUAUUGAUGGUUUUAGGAGGAAUUCCUCUCUAGGUUUCGAUUGUUAGUGGGUUGGUUCAAUUUGUUCUAGC